CCUGGGGACGUGGUUGGUUAUUGCCGCAGGUGCAUCAAACAAUAGCAUAAGUUUCUAUGCGAACGAAACUCAACGAAUAACGCUAAAUCUGUCCGAAACUCCGCAUGAUGCCUGGAGCUACACAUCAAAAAAGCUAAUUUGAAAAGGAGCUGACCUUAAACCAAUUUUGGGAAAUCAAACCAAGUCCUGUUCCCAAGUUCCCAAAUUUAGAAAAGAAUGAUGUUUAUAACCGUUAGAUAUGCAGAUGACAGGAAGGAACUUUUCAACCCGGACUGCAGAAGUUGUUUACUACUGAAUAAUAUUAAGGAACGAUGCGACUGUGAAGAGGAUGAUAUAGUAGACUUAUCAGACGAGACUGGGAACCUGAAGGACUUAUUGAACCACCCCCUCGAAUACGCCUCUAAGUACUUGACACCAAGGGAGAUACUUGUGCUUGUCAAGGGAGAAAAGGCGGACGGCGAUCGUAUGACGUUUGUUCCAUUACUGGAAAACUUAGAAAGUGAUGCAGAAUUUCUCGAGCGGUUGAAUCCUCCUCCACCAAAGAAAGAGGAACGAAGUCCGUCCCGUCACUCCCCAAGUCGAAUGCAUCCCGCGCUCGCGCAAGGCAAACGUACAUCAUUGGUGCCUAAACCAAACAAGAAUCUAACCCUCCCCCUGCAAGGCAGAAAUGCGCUCAGCCCAAGUAUGGGCAGACGGUCAAGCCGCGCCCGCAGUCAAAGCGUACAGCUGGCACGAACCCCGCUGAGUUUUCUAAAAAAGCGAUGAAUUAGUACGCGAUGAAAUGAAUAAAUAUUAUCAUUUCAAAAAA
Messenger RNA from Nematostella vectensis (starlet sea anemone), 808 nucleotides. RefSeq lists its product as uncharacterized. Bases 217 to 765 code for a protein of 182 amino acids. The record is from RefSeq and is a predicted model, not a curated record. NCBI's taxonomy places the organism in Eukaryota, Metazoa, Cnidaria, Anthozoa, Actiniaria, Edwardsiidae. The transcript has 5 exons.